AUGCAUCCACGGACCCCUCGCACCCCUACCUGGCUGUACGGCCCCAAGCCCCACCAACUGCCCAGACAGGCCCAGUCCCUACCAAGAGCCCCAAGGGGCCCAGCCCCCACCAACUGCUCCAGGGGCCCAGCCCCCAACCAAUUGCACCCAUGGGCACAGCCCCCUAGGACCCUACCCCCACCGGAACAGCACAAUGGGACUAACCCCCACCAAAGAAACCCAAAGGGCCCUGCACCCCUAAAGUACCCCCACGGGCCAAUCCCCCAUGAAACUGCACCCACAUCGCGGACAUCCACAACUGCACCCACAGGCCCCGACCCACCCCAACUACACCCGCGGGUCCAACCCCAACUGCCCUCAAGUGCACAGCCCCCACCCAACAGCACCCACAGGCCAGACCACAUGCAACUGUCCCCACCGGCCCAGCUCCCUUCAACUGUUCCCACGGGCCCAAGCCCCACCAACUGCACCCACGGACCAAACCCCAUCAAUUGCACUCACGGGACAAGUCCCCAACAAAGUAAAUCCAAGAGCCCCAUACCCACCCAACUGCGUGCACAGGCCCAGGCCCCAACGACUGCAGCCACAUUUCCAAUCCCCACCAAAGUACACCCAUAG
Molecule: messenger RNA, 618 nt
Organism: Cynocephalus volans (Philippine flying lemur)
Lineage: Eukaryota; Metazoa; Chordata; Mammalia; Dermoptera; Cynocephalidae
Product: proline-rich protein HaeIII subfamily 1-like
Exons: 1
Coding region: 1-618 (205 amino acids)
Source: RefSeq, a predicted model, not a curated record